CUCUCGAGCACAUACAACUGCGGACUGCGACACAGAGAGCAUUGUUCACUACGCGAUGGAUGUACACAGUGCAGCUAUGAGUAACUAUAUGGAUUGUGACUUUGAUGAAAUGGAUUCUAAAAACAGGAAAAUGCAACAUUGCGAGGAUCGCGUCGAUAGUGGCGUGGAUUCGUUAAAGGAGGACGAGUACAGAAAAAUUGUGGAGGAAUUGGGGAACUUGUCAAUGCCGUCUCACAAUGUAAAUAAAGCCGGGACCCACGAACCCUGGAAACAAGAAGUCACAGAGGACGGAGACACGUAUCUUCACCUUGCCAUCAUUCACGAGGCAGAGGAUUAUGCCAUCCAGAUCAUCAAACGGUGCCAAAACGACUCAUUCUUGAACAAACAGAACAACCAAAGACAGACUGCACUCCACCUUGCCGUGAUCACAGAACUGCCACACAUGGUGGAAAGACUCCUAAAGGCUGGCUGUGACCCCCGCCUGGUCGAUCAAAGUGGAAACACUGCUCUUCACAUCGCCUGCAAAAGAGGAUCACUAGCUUGCUUCUCAGUGCUCACUCAGAAUCAAACCCAGCAUCUACGGUCCAUCCUCACCAUCCCAAACUACAGUGGGCACACCUGUCUCCACAUAGCAGCCUUUCAGAAUUAUCUCUCAAUGGUGGAGAAGCUGGUCCAGCUUGGAGCAGACAUCAACGCUAAGGAGCAGUGUAGUGGUCGUACUUCACUCCAUUUGGCAGUGGAUCUGCAGAACUUGAAUCUGGUACACACACUCAUCGCUCUGGGAGCCGACGUCAAUUGUCUCACCUAUGGAGGCUACACGCCAUACCACCUGACUUUUGGCCGACAGAACAGAGAGAUCCAGAGGCAGCUUUUUGAUCGGACGGCCCAAGAGCUCAGACCAAUGCCAGAGAGUGAGUCGGAGGAGAGCGAUGAGGAGCUUCUGUCUGAUGAGGAUUGUAUUUAUGAUGACAUCCAAUUCUGUGGGCGAUAGACUGACUAGUCCGGACAACAUUCCUGGUAAUGCAAAGCAACAAAGGCUGAAGGUGCUGUCUCGGAUGUCCGCGUCACGGAUGUGCCAUGUCCCAGAAAGCCGAUUUCCCCAAAGGGAUUCAAGAGUGGCAAAGAGCUGUCACCGGGGACACAAUAGUAGUGGUGCUGUGCAUGGAAAGAAACACAGGGAUUGCUGAACAGAACACCUUAUCAAUGAAAUACUUUUGAAAUCUACUGUUGAUGCCAAAGAAAUGGGAAAAUAUGUAUAUUUUGUGAAUGUACAGAGCUAUAUUUUUAUAUUUGUAAAUAUGUCAAAUGAAACACUUGUAAAUAAUGUUUAUAGUCUAUAUAUUACAUUAUGAAAAUAUUUUUUUACAUAAAAAAAGUGCCUGAAAGA
Molecule: messenger RNA, 1387 nt
Organism: Xyrauchen texanus (razorback sucker)
Lineage: Eukaryota; Metazoa; Chordata; Actinopteri; Cypriniformes; Catostomidae
Product: NF-kappa-B inhibitor alpha-like
Exons: 6
Coding region: 56-991 (311 amino acids)
Molecular function (GO): protein binding
Source: RefSeq, a predicted model, not a curated record